Molecule: messenger RNA, 1903 nt
Organism: Diabrotica virgifera virgifera (western corn rootworm)
Lineage: Eukaryota; Metazoa; Arthropoda; Insecta; Coleoptera; Chrysomelidae
Product: UDP-glucosyltransferase 2
Exons: 4
Coding region: 305-1876 (523 amino acids)
Molecular function (GO): UDP-glycosyltransferase activity
Source: RefSeq, a predicted model, not a curated record
CCCAAGUUCAAUAUGACGUCAUCACGUGCAUGGAUGCAUUUCCGUUUAUAAACACAACACAAUUAUUCAAUGAUGCUCACGGCGCGGCAACCGCAUGAUAUUAAUUGUCGCCGUCCUUCAAAUAUAAUUCAAACCACUUCAAAGUAUUCAGUACAAUGUGCACAAUGUGUCUUGCCAGUUUUUAUCAGUUUGCCAACACGUAAUAGUUUUAUAAACAUGUUUAUUUAUUUAAUCUGAAAAUACUUUCGAAGAUAACCAAAGAAAAUAAUAAUUUUUCUCUAGGUAGAAUCACUCAUUAUCUACAAUGAAGUCCACAGAAGUGCUAACGUUUCUAUUUUUAUCAUGUGUGUGUUGCACCAGUGGUUAUAAAAUCUUGGGAAUAUUCCCUUUCGCUGCCCCGAGUCACUAUUUUUUAGGGAAUGAACUUAUGAAAGGGCUGGCUAGAGCCGGACAUGAAGCUACUAUUUUGACGGUUUUUGAAGAAAAGAAACCACCUAAUGAUAACUAUAAGCAGAUUUUUAUGGAUGGGUUCUACGAUCAACAAAUGCAGCUUUUUGGUCAUUUGACAAAUAUGUCUCAAACAGACAAUCGACAAUUCUUCAAAAACCCUCUCAAGGCGAUGUUCGGUUUCUUCGAAAUAUUGCACCAAAUAACUGAACAAACAUUAAAUCAUACAAAAACCCAACAAUUACUUCAAGCUAAACCGAAGUACGAUGUUGUUAUAGUUACUCAAUUCAACUUUGAGGCGGUAAAAGCUAUUGCUCCAUAUUUAGGAGCUCAUCUAGUGGUCUUUAACAACCAUGGUGCCGGUUCCUGGGUAAACCAUCUUGUAGGAAACCCAUCGCUACCGUCAUAUGCUGCAGAACUGAUUCUAGGAUUUACGGGACAAAUGGACUUUAAACAGAGAGUAAUAAAUACGAUGUUUUCUAUAAUGCAAUAUGGAUACUUCCAGAUCUUUCAAUAUCCACGACAUUCUGAACUAGUGCAUAAAUAUCUUUCAAAAGAUAUUGACAUUUACAAAGUUGUAUACAACAGUUCCUUGGUACUUCUUAACUCUCACAUCAGCCUGACCAAAUCCAGUGCUUUGGUACCUUGUAUGAGAGAUAUAGGAGGAUUUCACGUACAGCCUCCCAAAAAACUUCCAGAGGACUUGCAGAAAUACUUGGAUGAUGCUAAAGAUGGAGUCAUCUACUUCAGUAUGGGAUCAAAUGUUAAAAGUUCUACGUUACCUCUAGAAAUUAGGCAAGCUUUGAUGAAAGCGUUUUCAAAGAGAAAGGAGAAAGUUUUGUGGAAAUUUGAAGAUGAUAAUAUGCCUGGAAAGCCUGCCAAUGUGAAAAUUGAGAAGUGGCUGCCACAGUCUGACUUAUUGGCCCAUCCGAAUAUUAAACUAUUUAUAACUCAUGGAGGAUUUUUGAGUACAAUUGAGACGGUUUAUCAUGGAGUUCCAACUGUAGCUAUUCCUGUUAUCGCCGAUCAGAUGAAGAAUGCUAGACAGUCAGAAAGUGAUGGCUACACAAAAGUCAUAGAACUGCAACAGCUAACAGAAGAAUUACUUUCCUCUACUAUCGAGGAAGUAAUAUCAAAUAGAAAGUAUCGUGAUAACGUCAAAACCCGUUCAAAAAUCUUUCAUGAUCGACAAGUGAAACCGAUGGAUGAUGCAGUGUAUUGGAUAGAAUACAUCGUAAAACAUAAUGGAGCAAACCAUUUAAAAGUGAACUACCUCAACAUGCCUUGGUAUCAGUAUUAUUUAGUAGAUGUUUUUGUUGUUGUAUUUAGUGUUAUAUUUCUAGUGUUAUUUGUAAUCAAAAAAACUGUAUGUUUUAUGCUAAGAAAGCUAUGUAAAAAAAGUGAUAAAAUGAAAGUGAAAAAGCAGUAGACAGAUAAUAAAUUUAUUUAAAAAAUA